Messenger RNA from Aspergillus piperis CBS 112811, 675 nucleotides. RefSeq lists its product as uncharacterized. The transcript has 2 exons. Lineage: Eukaryota; Fungi; Ascomycota; Eurotiomycetes; Eurotiales; Aspergillaceae. Bases 91 to 480 code for a protein of 129 amino acids. The record is from RefSeq and is a predicted model, not a curated record.
UCACAUCACACGCCCGUGAUCCGGAGCAAGCAGGAUACCUUGUCCUCGGGGCCCCAGUCAAUGGAUUCUAAUCCUGGGAGAUGAUGGGAGAUGAUGAUGAUAGAGCUGCUGUCCUGUUUCGACGACGAGGUCAGCCUUUCACAUUCACAAAUCUCCCGCAGCUUUUCUUUUUUUGGCUCGGUCACACGCUCCUUUCAAUUUCCUUCCCCAUAUUAUUGUUGUAAUCCUUAUUUUGACAUACUCGGGCCCUUCUCCCGCAGGUGGCGCUGUAUAUGUGUGAGUGUGUGUUUGCUGGCGCUCAGCCUCAGUGUUCAGAAGCAGGCUCUGGGUCGCAUUCUGUACAUUCAUCCGCGGAACAGCAGGUCAAAUGCCUCUCUCUGCUCUGCUAUGCUUUGCUUUGUGGCGAGAGGGGGGAGAGGUCUAGCCUUAUCCUCGCUGUUCUACUUGCCUAUUUUUUCUUCCCCCUUGUUGAUUUUGUAGGCGCCACCGUGUGCAUGUGCGCGCGCCUUAUCUCAAUGCAGCUCUGAUUGGUAUUUCAUAUACGUGGUUUUGCUGGUACGCGGAUGGCCACUGUAUUGAUGCGCAUGUCCAGGGUAGGUGGGCAUUGUUGGCCCUCGGAUGGAAAGGGGGCGGGUUUCACAGGUGGUGGAGCAAUGACACGAGGGUCCUCACGUG